CAGCAUGUUCAUGUCGUGCUUCGACCGCGUGGUGACCGGCUCGGUGCCCGCGCUGCUCAAGCAGAACGGCUUCGACUUUGACGAGGAGUACUCGAUCUGGAGCCUCGCCGACAUCAUCUACGAGCUCGGCGGGCUGAACCGGCACCUGAUGUACACGACGUACCUCAUCUUUUGCGUCAUCGGGCCGGUGACGCGCUGCAGCACGCAGCUGCUGCUACUGCUGCUGCCGCUGCCCACAAAGUGGCUCCGCGCCCUGCACGAGCUCUCCCGCAACGCCUCCAUCUUUUACGCGCUCGAGGUGCUGCUCGUGGCCGUGCCGUUGCUCAACAUGACGUUUGGCCCCGUGUCCAAGAACCUGCUCACAGUCAAGAGCCAGCCCGCGCUCUGCGUGCCGCUCGCCGAGCGCUUCGGCGAGGAGACGUGCCUCAUGCUCUCCGUCAACCUCGCGAAGGGCUACUACGUCCUCUGCGUGCACGUCGCCCUCUUCCUCUACUCGGGCUUCGACGGCUCGCCGACGCACAAGUACUGCCAGCACGAGCUACACCGCUCCGACUGCCCGCCCUUCCCGUGCUGCUCCCGUGGCGGCAAGAAGGGUGGCCGGCAGGCCGAGCAGGCCUCCGGAGGGGAGGCGGCCACGUUGCACUGAUCACUGAUUAGGUACGUGAGGUGUCGCUGUCGAAUGUGUCGCUGUCGACUCUGCGUGGACUGCCGCCCGGGAACACCGGGGCCAUGGGACUGGCGCGCCCAGUGUAAAAGGGAACCCAAAAAACAAAAGCGAAAAGGC
Emiliania huxleyi CCMP1516 is the source of this 784-nucleotide messenger RNA. RefSeq lists its product as hypothetical. Lineage: Eukaryota; Haptophyta; Isochrysidales; Noelaerhabdaceae. The transcript has 3 exons. The record is from RefSeq and is a predicted model, not a curated record. Bases 5 to 646 code for a protein of 213 amino acids.